Messenger RNA from Leptopilina boulardi, 3846 nucleotides. RefSeq names its product neuronal acetylcholine receptor subunit alpha-7 (gene nAChRalpha6). The transcript has 15 exons. Bases 1299 to 2978 code for a protein of 559 amino acids. The record is from RefSeq and is a predicted model, not a curated record. Gene Ontology annotation, biological process: regulation of membrane potential; monoatomic ion transmembrane transport; chemical synaptic transmission. Gene Ontology annotation, molecular function: acetylcholine-gated monoatomic cation-selective channel activity; transmembrane signaling receptor activity. Gene Ontology annotation, cellular component: neuron projection; synapse; postsynaptic membrane. NCBI's taxonomy places the organism in Eukaryota, Metazoa, Arthropoda, Insecta, Hymenoptera, Figitidae.
AACUCCCCCGUUUAGAGGAGCUCUAUAUCGCAGGUGCUGCUGCGAGUCGCGCGUUCCUACUAUCAAGCUCAAAAUCACCAGUAGCUCGGAUAUUCAGUUCCGUUGCAAACCAUCGCACGAGACGAGCUGCGAGAGCUGCUGCUGCUGCUGUUUCUAUUUUUCUCUCUCUCUAACACAUACACCUAUUCCUAUAUAUUCUCCCCCCUUGUCUAUCGGUGCGCGGUGUGGUGUCCCUCUUACUCUCUCUCAUUCUAUAUAUAUAUAUAUAUAUAUAUAUAUAUAUAGCCGGGACGCCCGGAAAUGUUGUUUGUCUCCGUAACCGGAAAAAGUUUUGCAAUUAACAUCCUUAGAGAUGACACAUAUAUGGUUUAAAGGAUAAUAAUUCCAAGUGAUUUAAGUUUCCAAAGAGAUCUCUGAUCUUAACAGAUCGAGAUCUUUGUGCUAUGUUUAAGAAAUUGGCAGCGAGCCAUAACGUAAAAGGACGUUUUAUGUGAGUUGGAUCUCUGUUCUUUAGAAGAAGAAGAAGAAGAGAGAGAAUGUACAAGUUUUGGAGAUUCUCGGACCCUAGUGUCCCUCGAGUUGAUAGGAUCUAUCGAUCCAUGUUCGUUGGAUUUGGUGAAGAAUCGUCGAGAUCCUCUGUACUACUUCUACUACCCCAUUGACCUAUUGUUGUUGUUGUUGUACAACACGAAAACGACUUUGGCUAGUGCAAAUCGGCCAAACCAUCCGGAACCUCAAGCAAAGAGAGAAUUCCGAAAACGAAUACUUAAAGUGAGCAAAAUUGGAUUCCGCUUGCCAAGCGCAAGGUUCAACAAGUUUUAGAAAGUGCGGUUCACCCUUCCUCUAUUGAUGCUGUUUCAUUCGAGGAAAAUUCGUGGAGAAAUAUAGUCAAGUCAGGAAUUAAAAAUGUGGCUGAAGUGUGGACAGUGUCAAGGUCACAGUAGAUAAUCAAGAGCCGCAGAUCUGGAUUCGUUUGUCUUGUUGGUAUAUCGCGAGGAUAAAACACGUGGAGAAAAGAACACUUGGUUAUGACGGCCAAAUCGGGAGGCUCGAUAGCGUCCACGGCUCAAAGUGAGUAGCCGCAGACUCGGAAAGAAAAAAAAAAAAAAUUAUUAUUUUUUUUUUUUUAUGCUUAUUAUUAUUGUGUGACGAGAAUCAUAUCAUCGAAAAGGCCAGAAAUACUCUCUCUCUCUCUUCAAAAAUGAUCAUUGCUGUUCAAUAAGGAUUUUUCAUCGGCGUGUGAACUCGACAAAAUCGAGUUACGUGCCGUUAAAAAAAAAAAACGUAAAGAGGAGAAAAUGACGGUACCAGAUCACAAAAUGUCGACGACGAUCCUCUUACCUCUUCACAAUACACCCAAUGUUAGGAUUACACCACUGCCACGAAUAAGGCCUUGGAUCGUGGUCACUUGUUUUCAAAUUUUGCUGUUCACCGUCCUACCUCAAGAAAGUCUUGGCGGAAAAUACGAGAGAACUUUGCUGAAUCAUCUUCUGGCGAAUUAUAACACCCUAGAGAGACCGGUUGCUAACGAAAGUGAACCUCUUGAAGUAAAAUUUGGCAUCACCUUGCAGCAAAUCAUCGAUGUGGAUGAAAAAAAUCAAAUUUUAACGACAAAUGCGUGGCUAAAAUUGGAAUGGACAGAUUACAAUCUGCAAUGGAACGAGUCAGAAUAUGGUGGAGUUAAGGGUCUUCGUAUCACGCCCAACAAGUUGUGGAAACCUGACGUCCUCAUGUACAACAGUGCGGAUGAGGGUUUCGACGGGACGUUCCAAACAAACGUGGUGGUCACGCAUAACGGCAGUUGCCUGUACGUCCCUCCGGGCAUCUUCAAGAGCACAUGCAAGAUAGACAUCACUUGGUUCCCCUUUGACGACCAACACUGUGACAUGAAGUUCGGAUCCUGGACCUACGACGGCAACCAGCUCGAUCUGGUUCUCAACUCGGAGGAAGGAGGUGACUUGUCCGAUUUCAUCACGAACGGGGAAUGGUAUCUCAUCGGAAUGCCAGGAAAAAAGAACACCAUCACCUAUCAAUGUUGUCCAGAACCCUAUGUUGACAUUACAUUCACCAUUAAAAUUCGAAGACGUACCCUCUACUAUUUCUUUAAUCUCAUCGUGCCCUGCGUUCUUAUUUCGAGUAUGGCGCUGCUUGGUUUCACUCUGCCACCUGAUUCAGGAGAAAAGCUCACGUUAGGGGUGACCAUCCUGCUGUCGCUCACAGUGUUCCUGAACCUCGUUGCAGAAAGUAUGCCGACAACUUCGGACGCUGUUCCCUUAAUAGGAGUGACCAUCUUACUAUCACUGACGGUGUUCCUGAAUCUCGUCGCCGAGACCCUGCCCCAAGUUUCAGACGCUAUACCCCUGUUAGGGACAUAUUUCAAUUGCAUCAUGUUCAUGGUGGCUAGCAGCGUUGUACUCACCGUUGUGGUGCUCAAUUAUCAUCAUCGAACUGCCGAUAUUCACGAGAUGCCAAAUUGGAUAAAGAGGGUAUUUCUACAAUGGUUGCCGUGGAUUCUAAGAAUGUCUCGACCGGGUAAACCCAUUACGAGGAAGACCAUUCUAAUGAGCAAUCGGAUGAAGGAACUCGAACUUCAAGAAAGGAGUAGUAAAAGCCUAUUGGCGAAUGUCUUAGAUAUCGAUGAUGACUUUCGUCACGGCGGUGUCAACAGUGCAAAUCAAACUACCGGUUACAUACGGUCGGUGUAUGGAACACCGUUGACUGGUCGACCUGCCACCGUUGAGGAGACUUCAGCUUCGCUUCCCCUCAGCGGUACACAGAGGGAAUUACAAACGAUUCUCAAAGAACUUCAAUUCAUAACGGGACGAAUGAAGAAAGCUGAUGGAGAAGCCGAAGUCAUUAGCGAUUGGAAAUUUGCGGCUAUGGUCGUUGAUAGGACUUGCUUGAUCAUCUUUACGUUGUUCACACUGAUAGCGACGGUAGCCGUAUUGCUUUCCGCGCCUCAUAUAAUCGUCCAGUAAUAGACUAGCGAUAAGCCGUCGUGAUCAAAUUCGAAGAAUAAUCCUGCAGCUACGAUUCCCUGGCAUGAGGUUUCGCAGAAUGAAUUCCUGAUGUGUAUGGAGCGUUGACGCCCCCUAUGUAUAUGUAUACAUAACAGAGGGACUCAGAUGCGAAUGAGAUUGACCUGGUGUCACAUGCCAAGUGAAGUAGCGCGAAAGAGAGAGAGAGUGAGAGAGAGAAAGAGAGAGAGAGAGAGUGCUACAAGUAGUGACAACCCUUGUGGAUCGAUCGGCUGAUCGGCAGGCCGAUGGAGCCGCAACACUUCGCUUCUCCACCAUCCUCGUGUUCGACCGACUUCAACCAUUCGAAUAUAGUCAAAGAUGUCCUCCGCCACGACUGCGCGCGAAACGACAACCGCCUCCGCUUAUAAUCCCACAGAAGUCGAAAGCAAAACGCCAGAUUCUUCGAUUCCGGUGCGUAUAUAUAUAUGUAUUUAGUAUAUAUAUAUCAACAGCGCGCAAUAAAUAUAUAACGAAUAUGUUCAAACAGGUAGUAGGUCUUCUCCUCUAUUUAUGAUAAGACAGAAAAAGACCAAUUCUCUAAAUUUUAAUAAAUUAAAAUUCACCUAAAAUAAAUUUCCUUUUUUUUUUAUUUCAUUUUUUUUUUCAUAUUAAAAAUUUUUUUUUUUCACUUAUUGAAAAAAGUGAAAGACUUUAUUCUAUAUCAAUUUUCACUUAUUCGGAUUUAGAGAUAUUUCCCCCUUUCUGCAGAUGGUAUUAAUAAUAUAAUAUAAUAUAUAUAUAUAUACGUUGAAACAAAUUUAAAUGUCAGUGUUCCUUAUAUAAUCGAUUUUCUCUUCUCGAAGAAACAAACUCAAUUAAGAUUACA